GCCGGCGGCCAUCUUGUGAAGCGGCGAAAGAGGUGGUGGCUGCUCUGGGCUCCGGGAAGCCGUUCGGGCUGGGGCUACCGACCGCGGGGCGGAGGCACUCGCGCGGGGGGUAACUCGGGUCUGGGUUCGGGUGCCGCGCAGCUCUCCCCGUCUAAAAGUUGGUUUUAAUUGGUUGCCCACAGGAUUGACUUGGCCUCUACUUCUUGUUAAGAAAAUACAUCUCUUGUUUUAUCAGGUGUGUGUGGUUUCAGCGCAGCAUGGCUGUGGUCAUCCGUUUGCAAGGUCUCCCAAUUGUGGCGGGGACCAUGGACAUUCGCCACUUCUUCUCUGGAUUGACCAUCCCUGAUGGGGGCGUGCAUAUUGUAGGGGGUGAACUGGGUGAGGCUUUCAUCGUUUUUGCCACUGAUGAAGAUGCAAGGCUUGGUAUGAUGCGCACAGGUGGUACAAUUAAAGGGUCAAAAGUAACACUAUUGUUGAGUAGUAAAACGGAAAUGCAGAAUAUGAUUGAACUGAGUCGUAGGCGUUUUGAAACUGCCAACUUAGAUAUACCACCAGCAAAUGCUAGUAGAUCAGGACCUCCACCUAGUUCAGGAAUGAGUGGCAGGGUAAACUUGCCUACGACAGUACCCAACUUUAAUAAUCCCUCACCCAGUGUAGUUACUGCCGCCACUUCUGUUCAUGAAAGCAACAAAAACGUACAGACAUUUUCCACAGCCAGCAUAGGAACGGCUCCUCCAAAUAUGGGGGCCUCCUUUGGGAGCCCAACGUUUAGCUCAACCAUUCCGAGCACAGCCUCUCCAAUGAACACAGUCCCACCUCCACCAAUUCCUCCAAUCCCAGCGAUGCCAUCUUUGCCGCCAAUGCCGUCCAUUCCUCCAAUACCAGUUCCUCCCCCGGUACCUACAUUGCCUCCUGUGCCUCCUGUGCCCCCAAUACCCCCAGUCCCUUCUGUGCCACCCAUGACCCCACUGCCACCCAUGUCAGGCAUGCCACCCUUGAACCCGCCACCUGUGGCACCUCUACCUGCUGGAAUGAAUGGCUCUGGAGCACCUAUGAAUCUGAACAAUAACCUGAACCCUGUGUUUCUGGGUCCAUUGAAUCCUGUUAACCCUAUCCAGAUGAACUCUCAAAGCAGUGUGAAACCACUUCCCAUCAACCCUGAUGAUCUGUAUGUCAGUGUGCAUGGAAUGCCCUUUUCUGCAAUGGAAAAUGAUGUCAGAGAUUUUUUCCAUGGGCUCCGUGUUGAUGCCGUGCAUUUGUUGAAAGAUCAUGUAGGUCGAAAUAAUGGGAAUGGAUUGGUUAAGUUUCUCUCCCCUCAAGAUACAUUUGAAGCUUUGAAGCGAAACAGAAUGCUGAUGAUUCAACGCUAUGUGGAAGUUAGUCCUGCCACAGAGAGACAGUGGGUAGCUGCUGGAGGCCAUAUCACUUUUAAGCAAAGUAUAGGACCUUCUGGACAAAACCAUCCCCCUCCUCAGGCACUUCCCAGGUCAAAAUCGCCCAGUGGGCAGAAAAGGUCAAGGUCAAGAUCACCACACGAGGCUGGUUUUUGUGUUUACUUGAAAGGGCUACCCUUUGAAGCAGAAAACAAACAUGUCAUUGAUUUUUUUAAAAAGUUGGAUAUUGUGGAAGAUAGUAUUUAUAUUGCUUAUGGACCCAAUGGGAAAGCAACGGGUGAAGGCUUCGUAGAGUUCAGGAAUGAGGCUGACUAUAAGGCUGCUCUUUGUCGUCAUAAACAAUACAUGGGCAAUCGCUUUAUUCAAGUUCAUCCAAUUACCAAGAAAGGUAUGCUAGAAAAGAUAGAUAUGAUUCGAAAAAGAUUGCAGAACUUCAGCUAUGACCAGAGGGAAAUGAUGUUAAAUCCGGAGGGGGAUGUCACCUCUGCCAAAGUCUGUGCGCAUAUAACAAAUAUUCCCUUCAGCAUUACCAAGAUGGAUGUUCUCCAAUUCCUAGAAGGAAUCCCAGUGGAUGAAAAUGCUGUACAUGUUCUUGUUGAUAACAAUGGGCAAGGUCUAGGACAGGCAUUGGUUCAGUUUAAAAAUGAAGAUGAUGCACGUAAGUCUGAACGCUUACACCGUAAAAAACUUAAUGGGAGAGAAGCUUUUGUUCAUGUAGUCACUCUAGAAGAUAUGAGAGAGAUUGAGAAAAAUCCUCCUGCCCAAGGAAAAAAGGGGUUAAAGAUGCCUGUGCCAGGUAAUCCCGCAGUUCCAGGAAUUCCCAGUGUGGGAAUGCCCAGUGCGGGAAUGCCCAAUGCAGGAAUGCCCAAUACGGGAAUGCCUGCUGCAGGAAUGCCCGGUGCUGGAAUGCCCGGUGUGGGAAUACCCAGUGCGGGAAUGCCUAGUGCGGGAAUGCCUAGUGCAGGAGGUGAAGAGCAUGCCUUCUUGACUGUAGGAUCUAAGGAGGCCAACAAUGGGCCUCCAUUUAACUUUCCUGGUAAUUUUGGUGGGUCAAAUGCCUUUGGACCACCACUCCCUCCUCCAGGAUUAGGAGGGGCCUUUGGUGAUGCUAGGCCUGGAAUGCCUUCAGUUGGAAAUAGUGGUUUGCCUGGUCUAGGACUGGAUGUUCCAGGUUUUGGAGGUGGACCAAAUAAUUUAAGUGGACCAGGAUUUGGAGGGGGCCCUCAGAAUUUUGGAAAUGGCCCUGGUAGCUUAGGUGGCCCCCCUGGCUUUGGAAGCGGCCCUCCUGGCCUUGGAAGUGCCCCUGGGCAUUUGAGUGGGCCUCCAGCCUUUGGCCCUGGCCCUGGCCCAGGCCCAGGCCCAGUCCAUGUUGGUGGUCCUCCUGGCUUUGGAUCUAGUUCUGGAAAACCAGGACCAACAGUAAUCAAAGUACAGAACAUGCCCUUCACUGUGUCUAUUGAUGAGAUUUUAGAUUUCUUUUAUGGCUAUCAAGUGAUCCCAGGCUCAGUGUGUUUAAAAUACAAUGAAAAAGGUAUGCCCACAGGUGAAGCUAUGGUGGCUUUCGAAUCUCGGGAUGAAGCCACAGCUGCUGUCAUUGACUUAAAUGACAGACCUAUUGGCUCUAGGAAAGUAAAACUCAUGGCCCACUGCGUGACCUUGGUUCAGCUGUCCAUUUCAUGUGACCACCUCAUUGACAAGGACAUCAGCUCCAAGUCUGACCCACUCUGCGUCCUUUUACAGGAUGUGGGAGGGGGCAAAUGGGCUGAGCUUGGCCGGACUGAGCGAAUACGGAACUGUUCGAGCCCUGAGUUCUCCAAGACUCUGCAGCUUGAGUACCACUUUGAAACAGUCCAAAAGCUCCGAUUUGGCAUCUAUGACAUAGACAACAAGACGCCUGAGCUGGGGGAUGAUGACUUCCUAGGAGGGGCUGAGUGUUCCCUAGGACAGAUUGUGUCCAGUCGGAUACUAACUCUACCCUUGAUGCUGAAGCCUGGAAAACCUGCUGGGCGAGGGACCAUCACGGUCUCAGCUCAGGAGCUAAAGGAUAGUCGUGUAGUGACCAUGGAGGUGGAGGCCAGAAACCUAGAUAAGAAGGACUUCCUGGGAAAAUCGGAUCCGUUCUUGGAGUUUUUCCAUCAGGGUGAUGGGAAAUGGCACCUGGCAUACAGAUCUGAGGUCAUCAAGAACAACCUGAACCCUACUUGGAAGCGCUUCUCUGUUCCCCUUCAACAUUUCUGUGGGGGAGACCCCAACACACCCAUCCAGGUGCGAUGCUCAGAUUAUGACAGUGAUGGUUCACAUGACCUCAUUGGUACCUUCCACACCAGCUUGGCCCAGCUGCAAGCAGUCCCAGCUGAGUUUGAAUGCAUCCACCUUGAGAAACAGCAGAAAAAGAAAAGCUACAAGAACUCUGGAACUAUCUGUGUCAAGAUUUGUCAGGUAGAAACAGAAUAUUCAUUCUUGGACUAUGUGAUGGGAGGCUGUCAAAUCAACUUCACUGUGGGUGUGGACUUCACGGGCUCCAAUGGAGACCCUUCCUCACCUGAUUCCCUGCACUACCUGAGCCCAACAGGGGUCAAUGAGUACCUGACAGCACUGUGGAGUGUGGGCAGUGUGGUUCAGGACUAUGAUUCGGACAAGCUGUUCCCAGCAUUUGGAUUUGGGGCCCAGGUACCCCCUGACUGGCAGGUCUCCCAUGAAUUUGCCUUGAACUUCAACCCUAAUAACCCCUACUGUGCAGGCAUCCAGGGCAUUGUGGAUGCUUACCGCCAGGCCCUGCCCCAAGUUCGGCUCUAUGGCCCCACCAACUUUGCACCCAUCAUCAACCAUGUGGCUAGGUUUGCAGCCCAGGCUGCACAUCAGAGGACGGCCUCGCAAUACUUCGUGCUGUUGCUGCUGACCGAUGGUGCUGUGACAGAUGUGGAGGCCACACGUGAGGCUGUGGUUCGUGCCUCCUUCCUGCCCAUGUCAGUGAUCAUCGUGGGUGUGGGUGGCGCUGACUUCGAGGCCAUGGAGCAGCUGGAUGCUGAUGGUGGACCCCUGCGUACACGCUCCGGGGAGGCAGCUGCUCGUGACAUAGUGCAGUUUGUGCCCUACCGCCGCUUCCAGAAUGCCCCUCGAGAGGCACUGGCGCAGACUGUACUUGCAGAAGUACCCACGCAACUGGUCUCCUACUUCAAGGCCCAAGGUUGGGCCCCACUCAAAGCACUUCCACCUGCAGCCACGGGCCCUGCACAGGUCCCUCAGGCCUAGAUUCCCUUGGAGGGGUAGACUGUGGCCAGUCCUCAGUCCUGUGUUCCUAAGGUCCCCCAACCCUGUUUUAUACUUUUGUAUGUUUUAUACUUUUAUGCUUACUUUUAUACUUGCUAUAGCCACUCUUGAUCUCACCUGCUUGUCCCUGGAGCCUCUCAUUCAAUAAAGAUCAAUGAAGACCACACUUUGCUACCACUCUGUGUUUCUGGGUGGGAAUCUGCUAUUAGCCACAUUUACUUCUCCUCUCUGAGCUUAUUUGUUGACCUUAGAGAUUGUUGAGUGAAGGAUUCAUCUGAUAUAAUAGCCCCACUCAAAGAAAUUGGGUAUUCCUGGUCACAUAUCUAGAGACACUGACUCUGUUUUUGAAAAUGCAAAGACUGAAUGUAAGCCAAACACCUAGCCUGCCCUGCCUCAGAGCAGAGCUGAGCUGUGAACACAGACAAGGUGGAAAGUGCUAGGGGAGGGGUGAGUUUUAAGAUGGAGCAGGAGCUAUGCUAGACUUCCUGGAGGGAUGGAGCAGUGGUGGUUCUAGUCCUAAAAAUGGGCUAUAAGCCUAAAUUUUUUAAUAGCUAAUUUUUUUCUUACUAGAAAAUAAAUAUAUUCAUUUUAGGAAAAAAUAAAUAUCACCCAAACUCCUAUGUCCCAAUAAAAUAUUUGGUGCAUAUUUUUUAAUACUUUAUGCAUAUUUUUAGUGAUACAUGUUUUUUUGUUUUACAAAAUUGGGAUCAUACCAUACAUACUAUUUUAGUAUGCUUUAAAUGUUUUUAAAAUGUGUGCUAGUUAGUACAAAAUUAUUUCAAAUAUAAAUAUUGUAUAAAAUAGAUUAUGGAGCAGGGUGUAUUUUCUAGGUCUGACAGAUUUUUCCCUAAAUAGAUAUUAUACUGUUUGCACUUUGUUUUUAUUAUAUUUUGGGUAUUUUAUCCAUUAGAACUUACUGCUGACCUCAUUUUUUCUAAUGCUUGUGUAUUACUCUGUGUAUGAGUGUACUAUAGCUAAUUUAGCCAAUCCCUAAUUUAUCAAGAUUUGGGUCCCUUCUAGUUUUCUUCUGUUAUAACAAACAGUGCUGUAAGGAAUAUCCUUCUACAUUUAUCUGUGCAUUUACAGGAAUGUUUCUGAAGGAUUUAUUCCUACAAGUGAAAAUGCUCAAAAGAUAAGAAUAUUUAACAUUUUAAUAGAUAUUAUAAAUUGCCUUUCAUAACAAUUUUUUACCCAUUUUGUUAAUCUGACAGGCAAAAAAAAUCUCAUUUUUACUUUGAAUUUAUUUAUGAAGGCUAGGUAUCAUUUUAUAUGUUUAUUUGUCGAUUGUAUUUCUUCUGAACAGCCUUUUUAUAGAUUGUUGUUGUUGUCCUUAUAGCCCUUAUUCUGUUACAGUUAUUCAGUUAUUAAUACAUGUUGAAAAUAUUUCCUCCAAGGCUAUUGUCUUUUCAGUUAUAGUAUCUUUUGGUCUAUGUAACUCUUCGGAUAUGGAAAUUAAAAAUUUUUAUGUAUACCAACCUAACUUGCUUUUUAAGAAAUUAUCCAUAUAUCAUUAUUUACUUUUCAUGACAUUAAACAUUCCCUUAUAUUACCA
Lagenorhynchus albirostris (white-beaked dolphin) is the source of this 6216-nucleotide messenger RNA. Its product is annotated as RNA-binding protein 12. Lineage: Eukaryota; Metazoa; Chordata; Mammalia; Artiodactyla; Delphinidae. The record is from RefSeq and is a predicted model, not a curated record. Bases 258 to 4646 code for a protein of 1462 amino acids. The transcript is spliced from 18 exons. Gene Ontology annotation, cellular component: plasma membrane; ribonucleoprotein complex; nucleoplasm. Gene Ontology annotation, biological process: positive regulation of tumor necrosis factor-mediated signaling pathway; regulation of canonical NF-kappaB signal transduction; regulation of RNA splicing. Gene Ontology annotation, molecular function: RNA binding; calcium-dependent phospholipid binding.